AUGUACGGCUAUACAUCGCGCUUACUAAAAGUACCAAGAGAAAUAUCAGCAAUAAGAAAAAUUCCACAAAUUGGAAAAGUGUCAAAUGUUGCAGUACCAAUAAACCUCAAUCAUUGUUGUUAUUCCCAUAAAAAAUAUUUUACAGAUACUCCACGGGAUGAUCAUAACAAUUCUCAAAGAUAUUCAUACAAAUAUUUAUUGUAUUCCAUUCUGUUCAGUACCGCUGCUUAUACAUCAUAUAAGAUCUGGUUAAGAAGUCAAGUGUUCCCUGCAAUAACUGCAGCUGAAGAGAUAACAGAAACUGAUACAGAAAAUGAAGUUGAUAAUAAGAAAAAGAGGUACCGCAAGGAAAAGAUUGGCUUCAGAGAUAGAAAGAUUAUUGAAUAUGAAAAUCGUAUGAGAUCUUAUUCAACACCUGACAAGAUAUUUCGCUAUUUUGCAACUGUUAAAUUAAGUAUUGGAGAAAACAGUGAAGUGUACAUGACGCCUGAUGAUUUCUUAAGAGCAAUCACACCAGGCAUGAAGCAGCCUGAUGGUUUGGGCUUGGACCAAUAUAGGAGAUAUGAUCCUAAGAGUAUCAGCCAACGACUUAACCUAGAUCUAGACGAAGAUUCAAUUUUCUACAAGCUUGGCUCAUCGGGAUUGAUCACUUUUAGUGAUUACAUCUUUCUGCUGACUGUUUUGUCAACAUCGCGUCGCCACUUUGAAAUAGCAUUUCGCAUGUUCGAUCUGAAUGGCGACGGUGACGUGGACUGCGAAGAAUUUGAAAAGGUAGCAGCACUCAUUCGACAACAGAGCAGCAUCGGCUCCCGACAUCGAGACCACGCAAAUACUGGCAAUACUUUUAAGGGCAUUAAUUCGGCGUUAACCACUUAUUUCUUCGGUCCAAAACUGAACGAGAAACUGACAAUUGAAAAGUUUUUGGACUUUCAACAACAACUACAAAAAGAAAUAUUGUCUUUAGAAUUCCAGAGAAAACAACCAGAUGAAAAUGGACGUAUAACUGAAGCGGACUUUGCCGAACUUUUGCUCGCCUACGCAGGCUAUCCAGCGAAAAAAAAGGCAAGAAUGCUUAAACGCGUGAAAAAGAUGUACCGCGACCACGGCGUGGGCAUCACGAAGGACGACUACCUGAAGUUCUUCCACCUGCUGAACAACAUCAACGACGUGGACACGGCGCUGACGUUCUACCACAUCGCGGGCGCGUCCAUCGACCCGGCCACGCUGCGCCACGUGGCGCGCACCGUGGCGCACGUCGACCUGCACCCGCACCUCGUCAACGUCGUCUUCGCCAUCUUCGACGAGAACAUGGACGGUCAGCUCAGCAACCGCGAGUUUGUUGCGGUCAUGAAGAACAGGUUACUUCGGGGACUCGAGAAGCCCAAGGACACCGGCUUUGUCAAACUCAUGUAUUCGCUGAUCAAAUGCGCCAGAGACACAAAACCCGCCCUCCUUGACUUUUAA
Messenger RNA from Parnassius mnemosyne (clouded apollo), 1464 nucleotides. NCBI's taxonomy places the organism in Eukaryota, Metazoa, Arthropoda, Insecta, Lepidoptera, Papilionidae. The record is from the annotation of a GenBank genome assembly.